AUGCAGAUAUUCGUGAAGACGCUUACCGGGAAAACGAUAACACUUGAUGUGGAGAGCAGCGACACGAUUGAGAAUGUGAAGGCGAAGAUCCAGGACAAGGAGGGCAUUCCGCCUGAUCAGCAACGAUUGAUAUUUGCAGGGAAGCAGUUGGAAGACGGUCGUACUUUGUCUGAUUACAAUAUUCAGAAAGAGUCUACUCUUCAUCUGGUGUUACGCUUACGUGGCGGUAUGCAGAUAUUCGUGAAGACGCUUACCGGGAAAACGAUAACACUCGAUGUGGAGAGCAGCGACACGAUUGAGAAUGUGAAGGCGAAGAUCCAGGACAAGGAGGGCAUUCCGCCUGAUCAGCAACGGUUGAUAUUUGCAGGGAAGCAGUUGGAAGACGGUCGUACUUUGUCUGAUUACAAUAUUCAGAAAGAGUCUACUCUUCAUCUGGUGUUACGCUUACGUGGCGGUAUGCAGAUAUUCGUGAAGACGCUUACCGGGAAGACGAUAACACUCGAUGUGGAGAGCAGCGACACGAUUGAGAAUGUGAAGGCGAAGAUCCAGGACAAGGAGGGCAUUCCGCCUGAUCAGCAACGGUUGAUAUUUGCAGGGAAGCAGUUGGAAGACGGUCGUACUUUGUCUGAUUACAAUAUUCAGAAGGAGUCCACCCUUCAUUUGGUACUCCGCCUACGCGGUGGUUGA
Molecule: messenger RNA, 687 nt
Organism: Dicrocoelium dendriticum
Lineage: Eukaryota; Metazoa; Platyhelminthes; Trematoda; Plagiorchiida; Dicrocoeliidae
Source: the annotation of a GenBank genome assembly